Molecule: messenger RNA, 788 nt
Organism: Camponotus floridanus (Florida carpenter ant)
Lineage: Eukaryota; Metazoa; Arthropoda; Insecta; Hymenoptera; Formicidae
Gene: Det
Product: baculoviral IAP repeat-containing protein 5
Exons: 4
Coding region: 271-729 (152 amino acids)
Source: RefSeq, a predicted model, not a curated record
UAAUUUGCCGCUGGUUUCUAGCGUCAAUGAAAUUGCACCUUUAUGUGAAUGCGAGGCGCGUACCGCUCAAUAGCAAUCGAAUGUGAUUGGUUCCUUCUCUCGGAUCCAGCAAAUUAGCGUUGAAUGUUACAAGAAUAUGUCAACAGUCUUCUUUGUUGAACGUCCUGCUGAUGUUAUUUUCAUCGUCUAUAGAAUAUAAGGAUUUCUUGCAAAUUUUAUUUACUUAUAAUUAGCAGAAUUAUAAUUAGCAGAAGCAGAAAUUCCAGCAAUAUGGAUAUUGACAAUUUGUUAAUAGAGCCUACAUCUUUCUUUUGGAAACAGAAUAGAAUAAAAACAUUCAAUAAUUGGCUUUUUAAAGCAUCCGACAAGUGUAAUGCUAAAAGUAUGGCAGCUGCUGGAUUUUAUGUUAUUGGAGAUAAUAAUGAACCAGAUUUAGUGGAAUGUUUUAUUUGUGGUAAACAACUCGAUGGCUGGGAAGCACACGAUGAUCCAUGGAAUGAACAUGUGAAACAUCAAUCAAGCUGUCCAUUUGUAAAAUUAAAUAAACAGGAUGAAAGUGAAUGGACAGUGCAUGAAAUGUACGAAUUAUAUAAAAAAUAUGAAAUAAAAAAAUACAUGAAUGAAUUAGAUAAAAAAAUCAUUACACUGAGAGAUGAAGCUGCAACAUUAAAAAUUAACUUAUUAUCUGCAUAUAAAACACCACAAGAAAAUAAAAAGAAUAUUAAUUAGAUAAUAAUUCUGAUUAUACCUUCAUACACAAUAUGAAACUUUUAUACGUAAUAUAAAGG